Molecule: messenger RNA, 4227 nt
Organism: Hibiscus syriacus
Lineage: Eukaryota; Viridiplantae; Streptophyta; Magnoliopsida; Malvales; Malvaceae
Source: RefSeq, a predicted model, not a curated record
AGUAUAAGAACUGAACCCUAAACGCCUAAACUACACUUUUCCGAUCCCUCUUCGUCCCAAGAAAUAGAAAUUGGAGGGAGGGGAAACCGUUCAUGAAAUAAAAGAAAAGAGUUCGCGGUUUUCCUGAUUUUCUUUGCAAUGGUAGGGAUCAUGGAUCCAGCUUCGAGAGAAAAGCUCGAGAGUUUAUCCAACUCAGUGAAGUUUGCUAGUGACUUAGGUCCAAAACUAGAGUUUUGUCGUCAAUUGAAGCAUGAUUUGUUGGAGGAAGACGCUGCCACUUUGUCCGAGUUCCUUCCUCGUAUCUUAGACCUUUACUCCGACCCGUCCGGUCCGGUCCGCAAACUUGCUACCCAGAUAAUUGGUGAAAUUGGAGUGAAACACCUCGAAUUCGUACCUGAAAUUGCACCCUUUCUGAUAACUGUUUUGGAAGAUGCUACACCUGCUGUUGCUCGACAGUCUAUUUUUUGCAGCAUUGAUUUGUUUCGUCAUACUCUCGAAAAGAUUACAAUUCAGGGCCUUCAGUCCAGUGAAUUGGCCAGUGAUCUUGAAUCAUCAUGGUCGUGGUUGUUAAAGUUAAAGGAGAAGAUAUAUUCUAUAGCUUUCCAGCCAGGAAGUGGUGGGAUAAGAUUGGUGGCACUGAAGUUUGUGGAAGCAGUAAUUCUUCUUUAUACUCCUAAUCCUAAUGGCUCUGCAGAGCCCCCUCCUAAUGAAGGAACCCCUAUAGAUUUUAACAUAACUUGGCUUCAUGGGCGCCAUCCUUUUCUCAAUGUUGGGGAUUUGUCAAUUGAAGCUAGCCAGCGUUUGGUUUUGUUGCUUGAUCAGCUUAGAUUUCCAACAGUAAAGUCUCUAACAACAUCUGUGAUUGUUGUGCUUAUUAACAGUCUUUCAGCAAUUGCAAAUAAGCGGCCUGCAUAUUAUGGACGUAUUCUACCAGUUUUACUCAGUUUGGAUCCCCCAAGCUUUGUUAUCAAAGGGGUUCAUGUCUAUGGAGCACAUCACUUUGAAAAUGCCUUACUAUCAUGCUUGAAAUGUACUCACCCAAGUGCUGCACCGUGGCGGGAUCGUUUACUUGGUGCCUUGAAAGAGAUGAAAGCUGGAGGACUGGCGGAGCUAGCUCUCAUCCAAGUUAAUAAAAUUAAUGGAAGUGUGGAAGACAAUAAAGAUUAUUCUUCAGCUAUUAAGGAAGAAAAACCCAUGACUAAAGCAUGUGAUGCUGUUGUUAGCAAUGUGGGGAGGAAAAGAUCUGGAUCUGAGGACAGUAAUGAUUUGGCUGAAAAUGAUGGUGUGUCUGGAAAACGUGUCAGGUCCUCGCCUAGUGUAUCUGAAGAAGCAACAAAAGAGUUAAACAGGAACACUUCUGUGUAUCAGGGUGAUAUUUCUUCAAUUCAAUCUACCAAAAGAAAAGAUGACGUUGAUACCGGACCAGUCCAGCAACUUGUUGCCAUGUUUGGUGCCUUGGUUGCUCAAGGAGAAAAAGCUGUGGGAUCUUUGGGGAUUCUUAUUUCAAGCAUAUCUGCUGACUUGCUGGCUGAGGUAGUGAUGGCUAACAUGCGUAACCUUCCUCCCGCUCAUCCUCACACUGAUGCUGAUGAUGAAUUGCUGGAGGACAUGUGCAUAGUUGGAAGUGACACUCAAGCCAAGUAUCCACCAUCAUUUUUAGUUGAUGUUGUUUCACUAUCAAGUACUUUCCCGCCAAUAGCCUCGCUGCUAAACUCCCAGCAACCAGUUCCUGAUGAAAUAGUGAUACAGAAAACAGAAGCGGUUGAAGAAGAUGAUUCUAUGGCUGGCCUUAAUAGUUCUGUUGCAUAUGCUGGCAUGGGUCAUGAAGCUGAAAAUGCUCUUUUGCCUGGAAUGGAGAAGAUUGAUGUACUUACUCCAUCUGACAUCCAUGAUGUGGGUAAUCUUGAAAGUGACUUACCGGGUUUGGGCUCUUCUUUUCAUGAUGAUGGAUUAUCAGAUGCCCAAGCAGCUACCUCAUUGGUCUCUACUGAUCUAGAAGAUGCUAGUCAAGAACAAGGUACAAGUUUUGGUGGAAAGUCACCUCUGCAUGUUCUUCCAUCAAUUUCAGUAGAGAGGUCGGAGGAGUUUAGUCCAAAAACAACAGUUAAUGAUUCCGGCAGCGUGGUUUCCUCAACAGCAACUUCUGUUGUUUCUUCACGUUCUGUUGUCUUGCCCAAGAUGUCAGCACCUGUUGUCAAUCUUUCUGAUGAUCAGAAGGAUGCUGCGCAAAAGUUGGCUUAUAUACGCAUCAUUGAGGCAUAUAAGCAAAUAUCAGUAGCUGGAGGUUCACAAGUUCGUUCUUCUCUGCUUGCUUACCUGGGAGUCGAGUUACCAUCUGAGUUAGACCUACAGAGCCUUCUAAGAGAACACAUCUUGUUAGAUUAUAUCAAUCAUGAGGGACACGAGUUGACAUUGCGUGUCCUCUACAGGUUAUUUGGAGAGGCAGAAGCGGAAAGCGAUUUCUUCUCAUGUACAACUGCUGCUUCUGCAUAUGAAACAUUCCUUCUGGCUGUUGCUGAAAUUCUUAGGGACUCUUUUCCACCUUCAGACAAAUCUUUAAGUAAACUACUUGGUGAAGCUCCUCACCUGCCAAAGUCGGUUUUGAAUUUAUUAGAGUGUUUGUGUUCACCUGGGAUUUCAGAGAAAGCUGAAGAGUCACAAAGCGGAGAUAGAGUUACUCAAGGCCUCAGCACCGUAUGGAGCCUAAUUCUAUUGAGACCUCCAAUUCGAGAUGUGUGCUUGAAAAUUGCUUUGCAGAGUGCAGUUCAUCACUUGGAGGAAGUCCGAAUGAAAGCAAUACGCCUGGUAGCAAAUAAGCUUUACCCUCUACCAUCUAUUUCCCAACAAAUAGAAGAUUUUGCGAAGGAAAUACUGCUCUCUGCAGUAAAUGUUGAUGCUGCAGAAAGAACAGAUGCUGAAGGAUUAAUCAGUGAAUCACAUAAGGAUUCUGAGUUGGAAAAACCAUUGAAUGAGCAUCAGUCGAUGAGUGCCACUGGUAAAGACAUCUCUGCUGAUGUUCACCAGUCAGAAACAUCUCAGAGUGGGUCAUCCCCUUCUGUCUCUGAGGCACAGCGGUGCAUGUCUCUGUAUUUUGCUCUUUGUACAAAGAAGCACUCUCUUUUUGGCCAAAUAUUUAUUAUCUACGGUAGUGCAUCAAAGGCAGUUAAGCAGGCAAUCCAUCGUCAAAUUCCAAUACUGGUUCGUACUAUGGGCUUGUCAUCUGACCUUCUUGAAAUUAUUUCGGAUCCUCCUAGUGGAAGCGAGAAUCUUCUGAUCCAGGUUUUGCAGACAUUGACAGAAGGGAAGGUACCUUCUGCAGAAUUGAUAUUUACCAUCAAAAAGUUAUUUGAUUCAAAACUAAAGGAUGUUGAAAUUCUAGUUCCAGUAUUGCCAUUCCUACCAGGAGAUGAGGUUUUGCUGCUUUUUCCCUAUCUUGUAAAUCUUCCUCUGGAUAAGUUCCAAGUUGCACUUACCUGUUUGCUACAGGGGUCAUCUCAGUCUGGUCCAGUGCUCUCUCCAGCUGAAGUGUUAAUCGCUAUCCAUGGCGUUGAUCCUGAAAGAGAUGGAAUUCCCUUGAAGAAGGUCAUUGAUGCAUGUAAUGCUUGUUUUGAGCAACGAAGUAUAUUCACCCAGCAGGUUCUUGCAAAGGUGUUAAAUCAAUUGGUUGAGCAGAUACCUCUUCCUUUGUUGUUUAUGCGUACGGUAUUACAGGCCAUUGGUGCUUUUCCUGCACUGGUGGAAUUUAUAAUGGAGAUUCUUUCUCGACUUGUAAGCAAGCAGAUAUGGAAAAAUCCAAAGCUGUGGGUAGGAUUUUUGAAAUGUGCCCUCUCGACACAGCCUCAUUCUUUCAGCGUGCUGCUUCAGCUACCCCCUCCACAGCUUGAAAAUGCACUGAAUAGGACAGCAGCACUGAAAGCUCCUUUGGUUGCUCAUGCUAGCCAACCGAAUAUCCGAACAUCACUUCCUAGGUCCGUAUUGGCGGUUUUGGGACUUGCUACAGAAUCUCAGUCCUCCAGUCAGGCGCAAACAAGUCAGGCUCACACUGGAGAUACAAGCAACUCAGAGAAGGAUGCAGUGGCAGAGAAAUCAAAAGAAUCAUCUAGUGCUAGCUGAAGUUUACUGAACUUGUGUAAAGGAUUAGAAUGUUACAACGGUGUUUGCCAUGGUUGGUUGGGUUCACAAGCUCCUAAAGCUGGACUGCCAUGACAAAAUUUAUGCAAGGGGACG